GCCCGGACAGUGUGGCAGGCAAAGUGUAGUUCAGAGCUCUCUGAGGGGGCCCUGACGGCUGACCAUGGGGCCUAAGCACUGAGGGCCCCCCAGACAAAACUAAAAUACAAAGAAGAGCGGAAAAUAAGCGAAAAAAAGAAGAAUAUUUAAAAGAGAAAAAGAGAGCAGCACAAUGGUUGCGGAGGAAGUGAUAAUUACAUUGUCCGGUGGAGCGCCGUGGGGCUUUCGUCUCCAGGGAGGUGUGGAACAUCAGAAACCGCUCCAGGUUGCUAAGGUGCGUAAACGCAGCAAGGCAUGUAGGGCUGGACUGCGGGAGGCUGAUGAGCUGGUGUCCAUCAACGAACAGCCAUGUGGAACGCUAUCCCACGCCCAGGCGAUGAACUUCAUUGAUAUGUCCCCAGGGAUACUACACAUUCGAGUCAAAAGGGCGCCAGCUGGUUUUCAGUCCGUGGUGCUUGUGACCCGUGCCCCAUCUCCCCGUAUAGACAAAGAGUACCGUGCUGCCCUGCGUGCCAGCGUGUCACCUACCCACCUCCACCAUGCACCUGUCCGUGAAGUCCACCGUAGCCAUUCCUCCAUAACCAGUGGUAUAACAUCUCCACCUGGUAGUGAGGCUUACUAUGGCGAGACUGACAGUGAUGCGGAUGUAGCAGGCUACGAGAGGCAGCGGCGGCAGAAACGCCGCAGCCCCAGCAACUCCGUUCCGGGGAAACCAACAGGGAGAACCUCCCCCGAAGGUGGGGAGACGUCAGAAAUGAGUGGCUAUGACAGUGCUCCAGAUGCACACCUUUACCCAAGUUUGUUGGAUGGACGUGGUGAAGGUGGAGAUGGAGGUGUAGGGCUACCGGGGGUGGCACGACGGGAGGUGAUUUACCAGCCUCCUGCUCAGGGAAUGUGGUCUUCUCAAACAUCCACAGAGACUUCUUCCAUCAUCUCUUCAGCAGAUGACCAGGGUCCACGGGAUGGAGUACAGGAGGAAGACAGUGGUUUACUAGAGCCAGCCAACGUGCCACUGGUAUCUCCUGAAAGGGCCAAGGAAGCACUGAUGCUGGGCUCCCGCAGUCAGCUUGUGCCCAUGGUGGGUCCUGUGAAUAAACCCAUUGAUGACGAACUUACGACAACCUACAUGGAAAAGGCCAAGCAAGCCAAACUGAACAGAGGAGAUACACAGCAAGACAAGCAAGUAAAGGAAGCCAGAAGCAAGUGUCGAACAAUUGCAUCCCUACUGACAGAUGCUCCCAACCCUCACUCCAAGGGGGUGCUGAUGUUCAAGAAGAGGCGGCAGCGGUCAAAGAAGUACACCCUCACCAGCUUUGGCAGUGUGGAUGAGGAUAGGUGUCCAGACUCACAAGAAGAGGAUGGGGUGUUCCCUGGCAGUGAGUCGGAGUUUGAUGAAGAUGGGUUUUCAGCAGUUCCUGACCCAACUUGGGAUAGUGACUACUUGGAUAUGCUAGAGAAGAGGGCUACUGCAGGCAUUGAAGGUCGUGGGGAUGGGGCAGAGGACGCUCCGAGUCCAGGGUUGAGUGAGACUGCAGGCAAGGGCGUCCAAUUGUUUGAGCAGCAGAGAAAGAGGGCUGCUGAGCAUGCCAAGAAGGUGGAGGCAGUACAACUCCAGGCUCCUCCACAGUUUCAAGCACAGGAGCAGGCUCAGUUACAUCCAGAGAUACAACCACAUAUCCAACAAGGUCUUAAGCCUCAGCAGAUGAUACCACCUGGUCCUUCAGUCAUACGGCAAGAUCUAUCCCAAGUUCCUGAUCAAGUUGCUGUUGCAGCUCAUGAUAUUAGUAAUGGGGACCUACCCCAUUAUGAAAUUAGCACAACAAGCAUAGUGAUGUCACCUCCACCUGUGGCGCCAAAACCAGCCACUGCCUCUGUGACUAUUCUGACUAGCCAUACAUCACCAGCGGAGACACCAUUACCAGACCUAACUUCCAGUAAUGUUCUCAAUAGAACUGCACGUCCUUUCACACCUGGCUUCAUCAGCAUCCGAGCUGCGACUGUCCCUGUAACAUUCAGACCACCUGUUACAAAGACAAGCCAGCGACCUGCCUCAGCAGCUGUUGUGCCAGCACCAUUCUUCACUGCAUCUGAGCAAGCCAAUAAUGCUUCAUCAGUAAUGACACAGCUACCCCCUGGUCCUCCGUCAGUGCUCUCCUCAUCAUCCUCUAUACCUCAAGGUCCUUUGGCCCUGACACCAGAAGCUCUGGUUACCUUUCACCCUCCGGCCAUCUCUACCUCUGUAGAGACAAUGCAGGCAGCACAACCAAUAACUACUGCUAAUCAGGUUUCAUUUGCAACUGUGCCCCCAGCAUCAAUGCCUUCAAUUCACCCAGCUCCACAAGAACCAAUGGCUCCAGCCCCUCUCCCUUCCGUAUCCCGAAUUCCCAGUUCAGCUCACCCAGUUGCAUCAAGGCCUCCAGUUCAAAUUCUAGUUGCUCAGCCACCUCCACCUCAAUUUUCCAUGUCACCUGUAGCUCCAGUGGCAGUAGUGUCCCAGCCAGAAGCUAUAACUCCAGUUGCAUCAAGGCCUCCAGUUCAAGCGCCAGUUGCUCAGCCACUUCCACCUCAAUUUUCCAUGUCACCUGUAGCUCCAGUGUCAGUAGUCUCCCAUCCAGAGGCUGUAGCUCCAACCCCUGUUCCUGGUUCAGCAUUUCGUACAGGAAUCUUAUUAGAGGCUCGACGCCGUGGUGGUAAACCCAAACCUAUGUUCAAUGUGCCAGAUGUCAAGAAGAACUCCCCCAAUCCUGAUCUGUUGUCCAUGGUGCAGAAACUUGAUGACAGGUACACCCGCUACAAAGGCCCACCACAAUCUGCUGAGGCUACCUAUGAUGGUGCAGUGGAAGAGAGCAGUGGUGAGGCUGGUAUUGGGAGAGUGCCUCCUCCAGUGGCACCCAAGCCUCGGGUUAUCCACGAGGCCCCACAGAUUCUUCAAGCAGGAGGUAAGGGGGCUCAGCUGUUUGCCCGCAGACAGAGCCGCAUGGGUAUGUAUGUAGUCGACACACCACCUGAGACCCCUUACCAGCAGGAAAUGGCCUCAGACAGUGCAGCCCAACCCUUUGACUCUUCCCCCAGCUCUUUUCCUUCUCAGUGGAAAUACUCCCCGAAUGUCCGAGCCCCUCCACCCAUUGGGUACAACCCACUCCUGGGACCCUCUAUUCCUAUGGGGCCUCAGAGGGAUACAGGAAAGCCAGACAGCAAGGGUAGGGGGGGCUCCCAAAGAGAAGGCAUCAAAGCUCUGGAUUUCAUGAGAAGGCAACCUUACCAGCUCAACUCUGCCAUGUUCAACUAUGGAGGCAGUGCUGCUAAUCUAUCAGUCAUGCCUUCUUACCAGGCUCAGAGACAGCAGCAAGGUGACUACACAACAAUGGUGGGCAGCUCAUUAACGUCGCCUAGACAGGUCCCCCUGAGAACAGCCCGUGUCUACGAGAUCAAGCGAUUCUCCACACCCACUCCCAUGUCAGCUCCCACUUUGGCUCCCAAAGUCAUCGCACCCCGCUCAGCCACUACCCUUGGAGAACGUCUGUCUCACUCUUACAUGAUCUCCCCACCACCUGCUCCUUUCACUCAAACCCUGGCCCCUCCCCUGACACCAGCAGUAGUCAGUGCUCCAACUCCAGCGUCACCUCCCUUCCAACCAGCUGGACUGCCCUGCCUCCCAAAAUUCUCUGCCAACCCUAUUCCAAACCCUGUGACUGCUGCAGUCCCUACACCUUACACUCCAGUCGCAUACACCACUGGGCUCCAGGCAGCCAAGCAGUUCCAGAGUGCACCUGAGCUCAGUAUUCUUGCCUCUUUGCCCCCACUGAAAUCCAACCCAGUCCAGGCACCGAAACCACAUUUUAUAGCCACAAGGGGAGGCGUCCAGGCCCGUGUCUGGAGGCCAGGGGCAAUAUGAACAGCAGAAAAUCAGCCACUUCCACACUUGGACAUAUUCAUGUACUAUUCAUUUAGUGCUGUAGUUGUUUAAGUCAAGCACACAAGCCAAAUAUCCAUUGGUUCCAGUUUCUAAAAUGUGACAAUUGUCUGCUUUUUGUUAUCUUUUUGUUGGGAUUUGCGUGGUUGGUCAGACAAAGGAAGCAUUUUGAAGAUAUCACCUUAGGCCUUGGAAAAUUGUAAUGGGCAAUCCCAGUAUUACCUGAUAUUUUACAGACAAUUAAUCAAUUAUGCGAUAAUGGUAAUAGAUUAUAACAUCUACUUGCUGCUCAAAAUGCUGCUUAUCAUAUUUAUUUUGCUGCCAACACAUCUACUCACACCUGUAUCUGAGUGACAAUAAUAAUAGGGAAUAGUAGCACAUAUUGUAUGCUGUAUAGUCCACCAUAUGCCUGUCCUGGGGGAGGUUUGUGUAAGGCUUCUGGAGAUCUCUUUCUUCUAAUUUAGCAGAAAUACCAUCUAAACAGAGCCUGUACUGAAUUAUUCUUUGAAACUUGAAAUGUCUGACAGAUGUUUAAAAUGAACAGUUAUGGUUCUGAGAAAUAGAAUUAAAUCUCUGAAGGUUUGUGUUGUAGUAUGUUGACAGGCGGAGGAUCAUAAGGCAAACAAGAGGGCUUUUUUUUUUGAACAUGUAAUUCUGUUAUUCAACACAAGUACUACUAAUUAAAUUGAAAAAAAUAUUUUUUUACCCUCUGUAUCAUUAUUGAGAAGGAACCCACGAUGACCUGUCUUCUCGUCGAGAGGUUUAAUGAUGCAUGACCAGUUUAAAACUGUAAAAUGUAUUUAAACACCUCAGCACACUGUGAAACUAUGUGAGGACAAGGUUCGCUUUUCCAAAGUGUUCGUGGCUUGAGAUAAAUUCAACUGCUCACUAUAGCCAGAGAGAAAUGCAAUCUUUUGAAUGGGUCAGAUUCAGCAAGUGCCUGGCUGUCACUCAUUGUAUACUUGUCACUGGAUAUCAUGGCUUCCACUUGCCACUUAGAGCCUUUUUAGUAUCAGUGUGGUCUUUGCAGAUAUAUGUAACUUUUAUUAAAUAAAUAACACAUAUGAAGGAAUGUGUAUUUUGUUUUGUUUAAUUGUGAUUCAGUCUAAAGUGGUGCAAGGAAAAUAUAACUGAGGCACCAGCAUCUGUAUAAGGGUUCAAGAUAUGAGGGUGGCUGUGGAGAAGGGAUAAACGCAGGCCAAAUAAGUCAAUGGGGUCAUAGCCCAAUAUUUCAAAUAAAGGGUCAUGAUCAGAUAUAGUUCUUUGGCAGAAAAUUGAGACUUGUUGGUGCAUUGCACAGUGUAAUGAAAUCCCACAGCCUGUAGAGGUUCAAGGAUGAUGACAAGAAGGUAUGGGACCUGAGAUUAAUUGAUAAAGCUGAAGAAUCUGAUGGAAAGAAGCACACAAGUUUAGCUGGUACCUUUUGAUUAACAAUGGUUGCUAUAAAAAAUAAGGAUUAAAUGUAUUUGAUGGCUAUAGUAUAUCUGGAGAGACUGAUGAUGUUAAUGGUAACAAGUAAAAAACAAAUCAAUACAUUAUAUUCAAUUGUGGUAUUCUUAAGUAGAUACUUUAUAUUUUUUACCACUUAAGUGAUUAUAUCUCUGAAAGGUCUUUCUUGUAUUCAUAAUACUGGCUGCCACAAAUCUAGUUUGUGGAUAUAGUUAUGAGGUGUAAAAUAUGAUAAAUACAUGUUUCUGGAUGUAGUUGGAUCAAAGAAUAAGUGUGAAAAUGUUUGUUAAUAAUGCUGAGUAGAGACAUUUAUACUGACAUGGAGACAUUUUUAGAGGAAUAAAAUUAGAUUUGAAAGCGC
This is a messenger RNA of Scomber scombrus (Atlantic mackerel), 5723 nucleotides long. It is a transcript of the gene synpo2la, whose product is annotated as synaptopodin 2-like a. Gene Ontology annotation, biological process: positive regulation of actin filament bundle assembly. Gene Ontology annotation, molecular function: actin binding. The transcript is spliced from 4 exons. Gene Ontology annotation, cellular component: Z disc; nucleus; actin cytoskeleton. Bases 173 to 3895 code for a protein of 1240 amino acids. Lineage: Eukaryota; Metazoa; Chordata; Actinopteri; Scombriformes; Scombridae. The record is from RefSeq and is a predicted model, not a curated record.